CACACACACAAGCGAGGUGACGUCAGACGCACGGCCCCAUUCGUGACGUGUUGUGUGGGCAAGUCCGCCAUUAGUUUGGAGACUUGGUAGAAGUUGCGGAGAGUUGGCGGAGUGCGAGCUUCCAGUUGUCGCCGAGUUCCCCGAGCGGUCCUGAGGCCUCAGGGUGAGUGUCCCCUCCAGCUGGGGGCGGGGUGGUGAUGGGGAGCCAGGCUGUCACUGCCAGCAGGCUCUCUGGGUGUAUCCGGAUGUCUGUUACAAAGUAACAAAGUUUGUUGCAAGUUCCUUCUGAUAUGGUGAAGUAGUGAUGGUCAGUCAGGGGUUGCACAGCUGGUGGGACUACAACUCCCAGCAUGCUUUUACAGCUUAAAGUCUGACAAAGCAUUCUGGGAGUUGUAGUUCUACCCAGAUGUACACAGCCCAUUUUCCUGUAUAAGUAAGGUUAGCAUGGUUUAUUUAUUUUUUGUUUGUUUAUUGUUGACACUGUCACAGUUAUGGUGCCAGGUACUGUCCAGAGGUAAGGUGUAUGUGUUGUGUGUUUGUUUUUCUUUUACAUUUAAAAAAUGUAAUUUUUGUUUUAUUUUUUUAAUUUUUUUAAAAGCAUUUGAGACUUGCUGUUAUGUCUGACAUUGCCAGUUGUUGUCUAUGGGGGAUUAUGCAGUCGUGUGGGAUAUUUUGUAGAGCUCUUGAGGUGUUGUCUUGUUACAUAAGAUACUUGCGUCCAUCAAGUUCAGCCUCUCUCACAUCUGUUUUUGCUAUUGAUCCAAAAGAAGGGGAAAUAAAAACACCAGUUUAAUAUGCUCUCCAAAUUUUUAACAAUCCUAGGGGGGAGGGGGGGGAAAUUCCUCCUUGAUCCCAGAAUGGCAGUCGGUUCUCUCCUUGGAUGAAGGAGCUAUUACCCCACUAAUUAAAAGACCACUAUAGUGCCAGGAAAACACUAGUUUUCCUGGCUCUAUAGGAUCCUUGGGUCCCACUCACCCUCGGGGGCCCCUCUCCUCCUGGGCUCUAGGAUAAGGAAGGGGUUAAUCCCUUACCUUUUUUCCAGCGCCGUGCUCCCUCGGCGUUGGGGACUCCCCUCCCUCUUCCGACGUCAUUGGCUGAAUGCCCAUGCGCGGCAAGAGAGGCGCGCGCAUUCAGCCAGUGCAUAGGAAAGCAUUCUCAAUGCUUUCCUAUGCUCGCUGGCGUCUUCUCACUGUGAAAAUCACAGAAGCGUGGAAGCGCCUCUAGCUGCUGUCAAUGAGGCGGCCACUAGAGCCUGGAUUAACCCAUAUUUAAACAUAGCAGUUUCUCUGAAACUGCUAUGUUUACAGCAGAAAGGGUUAAUCCUAGAUCGACCUGGCACCCAGACCACUUCAUUGAGCUGAAAUCGUCUGGGUGCCUAUAGUGGUCCUUUAAGUGUUUUUGCAUGGCAAUACCACUUACUAUUAUCUCACAUGUUCAAAAUUAGAGGGGGAGCUGAAAAAUCAGGACAUGAUUUCUAAACUGCCACCACUCCCUCAUUUUCAAGCCCAUCUACACAAAUCUUGUAUCAAAUGUUCAGCUAUCCCUGCUGUAACUAAAAAUGUCCACGGCUAAGCCAUAGUCCUGAUAGUUUUCACAAUAUGACCAUUUGUUUGCAACUCACGCCGUCCACUGACAUUCAUUGAAACUCCACUCCAGCCAGCUUGAGUUUGAAGGGCAAUUUCUAAACUGUGACUGUGCCUUCAUUUUUAAUAUUUCAGAGACUAUGCAUCAAAAUGUAGGUCUGGGUCUUGUGAUUCUCACAAUAUAAAGCUCUUCGCUGUAGGAUUUAUAGUUUUUAAAAUACGACCGUUUGAAGAUGGCAACCGCCAGUGAAGUGAGCAAUUUGGAGCAGUUUGUUUUUAAUGGCUCUUCUCUGCCCUAUUUGAAAUCUAUUAGUUCCUGUUGGCAGUUGGUGGAAUGUUCGAGGGAUUUGAAAGCUCUUUUCUGCCCUAUUUGAAAUCUAUUAGUUCCUGUUGGCAGUUGGUGGAAUGUUCGAGGGAUUUGAAAGCUCUUCUCUGCCCUAUUUGAAAUCUAUUAGUUCCUGUUGGCAGUUGGUGGAAUGUUCGAGGGAUUUGAAAGCUCUUCUCUGCCCUAUUUGAAAUCUAUUAGUUCCUGUUGGCAGUUGGUGGAAUGUUCGAGGGAUUUGAAAGCUCUUCUCUGCCCUAUUUGAAAUCUAUUAGUUCCUGUUGGCAGUUGGUGGAAUGUUCGAGGGAGAAAGAUUUGAAAGCUCUUCUCUGCCCUAUUUGAAAUCUAUUAGUUCCUGUUGGCAGUUGGUGGAAUGUUCGAGGGAUUUGAAAGCUCUUCUCUGCCCUAUUUGAAAUCUAUUAGUUCCUGUUGGCAGUUGGUGGAAUGUUCGAGGGAUUUGAAAGCUCUUCUCUGCCCUAUUUGAAAUCUAUUAGUUCCUGUUGGCAGUUGGUGGAAUGUUCGAGAGAUUUGAAAGCUCUUCUCUGCCCUAUUUGAAAUCUAUUAGUUCCUGUUGGCAGUUGGUGGAAUGUCGAGGGAUUUGAAAGAUUUGAAAGCUCUUCUCUGCCCUUGCUGUAGAGUGAGUGAACCACACUCCAACUUUUCCACCAUUACUCCAGCCACUCCAACCACACAAGUUACUCAAGCCACUCCACCCAGUUACUCCGCCCACUCCAGUUGUAGACUACUGGUGGAGGCAAGAACACUUCACACAAUUUCCCCAGAAAUUGUAGUUUUUCUAAUUAAAUAUUAUAUCCCUAAUUAUUAUGUGACUGCAUCAAGAGUAUGUUUGUGCUGUUCCUGGUGGAUGGAUUACAAGGGGCUGGAGAUGUUCAUUGUAACAAAGAACAUCUCCCCUCCCCCCUGCAACUACAACACUUCAGUGGUCUUUGCAAAAUAUGCAAACACUUGUGAAGGUGAUAGAGCCACGUUAAUUAAUAACUUAGUUGACAAUCACUCAUUUUAUCUUGCAAACCAUCCAGUUUUAAAAACAUUAACCAUAGACGUAGGGUUAAUUUACCCUUUCCGUUAUACACAAGUCUGUGGGUAGACAAGCUGUGGCUCCUAAAUAAAUCUGUCAAUUUGCGUAGAUCAGUAUGUCUGUUCCUUUAAGUGAACCUGUUGUGAAAAAUUUCACUCGUCUGAAAUCGCACCCAUAGAGCGAAUAUACCAAAUAUCACGAAGAUACGUGAUGUAUUCAAUGUAAAAUAUAUUGAUUUAUUGACUUUUAUUUAUUUUUUUUUCCAUUCAAGUGCCGCACCGUGGGCAUUUCUCUUCGUGUAACGCCCAACUCAGGGCGAUUCUCUCCGCCUGUAGUUUUCUUCGAUUUGCCCUGCUUGGGGAUGUUCCCUAGUGAUGCCAGCACGCUGGCGUCGGAACAGAGUGACGUCAUGUCCGCUGUUCCUCACGUCAUAUACUCACUAGCCAGUGCUAGCCGCUCCAUGUAAGUGGAGAGUAGAGGGACCUCCUGUGGGAGUUAUUUUUUCUGCUCUCCCAAUAAUUUGUUUGGGGCAUGACAUGUCCCUUUAGGGUGUUCGCAUAUCUGUCAUUGCUGUGUUAAUAUUAUCUGUUCUGUCUUAAGGAUAUUGUGUAUCUUCCUCUGUUCUGCCGUGCAGACAUAUGUGGUUUUACAGGUCCAUAUUCCUGAGGAAAAGGGGGGGGGGGGGGGUUUAAACUCACUCUCUAGUACUGGCAACUGUCUGUUAAAUGCUAUUAGACAUCACAGGAAAUUGCAGGAGCCUCUUUUCUCUCCUAUGUGAGUGCCAGGAAAUGUGUCUUUCUCUUCUCUCCAUUAACAUUAUGCACUUUUUGUAUUUGAGACUAGUUAUCGGCAUGUGCGAUUUGUACAAUCAAGUUACUGAAAUCCUGCAGCUGCUUAAUACAAUAUAAUGCCUCUAUUUUAUGUUUCUCCUCUCCAUCAGCAAUGACUUGGUCAUUUGAUUUUCCCAGCAAAGAUUUACUUAUGCAAUACUUAAUCUUAUUUUUCAUUCUUUAUACUUAAUCUUAAAGGGCAGUAGUGGCUGUAGAAUUAUAGAUCCCUUUCAAGUCUGGCAAUUUAAUGUGGAUUAAAAGUUUGCACACAGGGAACUCUUUAAUAUAUUGUCUGUUUCUGCAAGGUUUUGUUAUGCUAUUAAAGGGACACUCGGCAACAAAUCCUAACGUAGUGGUUUUGGUGCAUAGGUGCCACCCCUUAUGUCUGACAAAGUAAAUCAUUACUAUCUCUGAAUAUUGGCACGGUUUACAUUUUACCUAAAGCAUGCCUUUAGUGUCUCUCACCAGUGGCCACUAGAGAGAUUACCUACUUCGUGUUUAGUUUAAACACUGCUUGAGCACAUCUAAUACAUUUUAAUCUUAUUUUAUUUCAAGGGCAUGUGAAAUAAUAAAUUAGGAACACUAACGUAAAAAGGAAGUCGAUAUUUGUGUGUUUCUUUAGCUCCCUUAAAGAACCACUAAAGUUAAUCAUGCCAUUUCGUUUCAGCUAAGUUGUCUGGGUGCAUUUGUCCUGUCACACGGCCGCUUUGCAGAUACAUUAUGUUUUUUUUUUUUGAAGGGUUAAACACGAACAUUUUCUACCAUCAAACCCAGAUAUAAUUGGGGAUGCUCUCAUGGGGUUUACAGGGUGGGUGACUGGCAGCCUGGGAAAUAUGUUAAUUGUAUCUGUAUGUUUCUGUCGGUAUUCUGCAGAGUGAAAUCAGAUUAAUGGGAAAAAAAAAAGAAAUGAGCCAAUGGCCACGGGCAGGGACUGUUAUGAGAAAUUUUAGGUGAUUUACCAUCACCAACAUCAAGUUUUGCAACUAAAAUCUUAUUUAGAACAAAAACAAUGUAUCUUAUUUACACAGAAUGAUUUCUAAACCCAUUUAUGUGGAGGAGGGAUUUUAGGAAUGAAAAGAGGGCAGAGGGAUUUGUGCUAAAAAAUGAGUUACUGUGAAACAAAAUGAGUAUGAGAUGUCAAAAUCUGCAGACUAGACAAACAAACCGUUUCUAUAUAAAUGUGUAACAAUUUAGGAUCUCAUAUGAUGCUGUUUCACAUUAAAAAGUAUACAUGGGUAAAUCCCAUUUGGCAUUGCUAUAUUGGCACAGGAAACAUUUGUGUGUCCCUUUAAAAUCCAUGGGUUAAAUGGAUUCCUUUAUAUCAUGACAUACCAGAUGUGUUUUCUUUUAAAGGGUUAAUAUUUCUUACAGUCUUGUGACAGAAAGAUAAAGACAGUCUUGGGUAAAGAGACAGAUCCUUACACAUACAUGACAUCCAUACACACAGACAUUAUUGUACAGUCUAAAAAGUCCCGUUCACUGCCGGUCUUUCAUUGGCAUCACUGAAUGCCUUUCCCUUAUUGACAGUAAUUGUGUCUCCCUAAAACACAUUUGUUAGCCUACCGCAUUUGUGUCUGUUUAUACAGUCCAGCCCUCCAUAUCAUUCUUCCUUCCUUCUUUUUACUUGUAAUUUCCCUAACCAUCUAUUCCAUUGUUUAUCUAAAACCUUUUGACCUUUUCCCUUCCCUCUAUAUCUAAUUUAAAUUCUCUUAGUCAUUCUGUAACAUUGCCUCUAAAACACAAUGGGAUCACUUUAUUUUGAGCAACUUUUUUGCAUUAGAAAGUUAUGUAUGUGUUUAACCAAUUGUUUUUAUUUAGUUAUUUAUCCGUAAUCUAUCAGAAAAUGAUCUUUGUUUGAAAUACUGAAAGCCACUAGAGGUGAUUUGAACCCUGCAUUGUACACGUUGCAAUUUCUGAAAUACUGCAAUUUCUUUACAUUUGCAAACUUCGACGAAUAGGACCACUGCACCCAGACCACUUUUUUUUUUUUUUUUGAGAUGAUGUGGUCUGGGUGACUAUAGUAUCUCUUUAACCAUGCCCCAAUAGCAGGAAAACCUAUGUAUUUUUUUUUUAAAUGUAUGCAAUGUUUUGCCAUCAGUUUGAGCUCCAGACUACGCAUGUACAGUCCAUGACUGCGCUAUGUCCAUGUUUUGUGAGCAACAGGGAAAUUGAUAUAAAGUGUUCUGGAACAUAGUAGUGUGAGCUGCUUGAUUGACAGUCCUAGUUGGAGUAAGAGUGGACUUAGGGUGCUCAAAGCUCAUGGAGCUUAGACUGACCCUUUUAAUGUAUGUUGGUAGACAUGAACACAAAUACGAGUGUUAAUGUUUAUUCCUGCAGCAAAAUUUGUAUCAAUGGCAGGAGGGGAUGAAAAAAAAAUAAAACAUUUUAUAUCAAAAUAACAAACGCAUUACAGAGCUUCAGAGCAUGCCAGUUAGAUGCUUCUCGUAAAGAAGCGCUGAAUCUAAUACCUCUCUGGUAGAAGCAUUUGUGGGUUUUCACAGUUAUCAUGCUGUACAUGAUGAAUCUGAAUGUGAAUACCUUAAAGGAGGAAGUGGCUCUAGUGACUGUCAGACAGCCGCCACGCUUUCUGACAAAAGGGGCAGGGUCUGUGCAGCAAAAGCACUACAUUAGGAUAUAAUGGUUGUGGUAUUUUUUAGUCCUCUUUUAGUGCUCGUGUGUAGAAUUUUUAAAAUAUGUGAAUGAUGGAUACCUCUCUGUAACAAAUAACAUACAGCACAUUGUAAAACACAAAUCUGGGAGGAGAGGGGGGGAGGGUUUAAUUGGUGAAGGAGGAAAGGGACAUCUACACUUCCCCCUUCCAGGCUCUGCCUGCAAGUGUGAAGCUCAAAAUGUCCAUUGGCAGCGUGCAGUGUGCACAGACAUUGGGUGUAUUUCAGGCACACAAUUGACAUUUGUCAGCCUGGAACAAAGUCGUACAUACAGACUCCUACUACCAUGACCACUUCAAAUUAAUGAAAUGGUCAUGAUUGCUGGAGUAACCCUUUAAACAUCAAAUACAAUUAAUCACAAACAUACCGUAUAUACUAGUCUAUAAGUAGAGUGCAGUUUUUUUGACCAACAAUUGUGAAAUAUGCUAUGACUCGUGGAUAAGUCGAGGGUACUGCAUUUGAAUGGAAUUGUUCCCCUUUGGUUCGGUUACCGAACAGACUCUGUGUGUUCCCCCUUGUUAGCACCUCGUAAUCACUGCCCACCCCUGGCUGUUAGCCACAAACAAGCAUUCCCUGGGUGGCCGUCAUUUGUGUAUACGAAUGCACGUGUUGAAACAAUCUUGUCUCCCGAACGCAGACAAUGGUACAUGGUCGUUGACGGAAUGGAUCUGAGUCCGCCACGCAAGCCCGCAAAACCCGCUGAAACUUGUACUCCUGCCUGUUCGACUUCCCGAACAGCUAGGAAAACGGCGUUCGGGAGUCUAAAUUCUAUCGAAACUUGCACUGACCCGUGGAUAAGUCGACUCUGUGUUUUUAAAAUUUCUCGACUUAAACACGAGUAUAUACGGUAGCUGUUAUUGUUAUUUAUUUUUUAUUUUUCCUCUCUCUGUAUACAGAACUGAAAAAGACCUAAUUGAAAUCUAUAGGGGAGAUAUUAAGUUAUGUGUUCCCAAUUCCAGAGAUGGGCCCCUUGCUCUCUCUGCUUAGAGGGAUAUCUACUAUGUCUCUCUGGCAAUGCCCAAAGAAAGACAAAAUGGUUGUCUGUGGUUUCUGUACCUCUUGAACAGAGGCAACCUAAUGGCCUUUCAGUUCUGGACUAUCCUUGUCGGCUGGGUUAAUAGCACAUGAAAAUAGUGUAAUUUCCCCAUUCGGUUCUGAUUCACUUUUAUAGUACAGAGGAUGUUCAUGAGAAAAUAUUCUGUGAAUGCUUCUGCAAAAUAGUUCUGUACUUCUCUCGCAGGUGUGAAAGAGCUGUUGGUGUUACUGUGAAAAUAUUGAAUAUGGAACCUUACUGACGAAGUUGUGUGUUGUAUUAUCCAGCCCUACUUUGCAGUGCUGUAGGCAAUAUUAAAAGUAAUUAAUUUCUUAUUUUUUUUAACCUUCGUAUUUGACAGGAUGACGUGUUCUAAACAAAUGCUUUAUUUCCGUGAUGAUUUUGUAAAAGAAAAUAUUUGUACUGAAAUCUUCUGACUUGUUUCCAUUGCAUGAAAACAUUACAAUCCUCUGAAGUAUCUGAUUUCUGGUGACCUAUAUAAAGCAAGCCAGAAGAGUCCAUGGCAUCUUCAACAGGAUUACAUUUUUACUCCCAACAGUGGAAUUCUACCUGAGUGCGAUGGACUUUUUAUAUGUAUCGAUGGACUUCAGGAACUCAACACCAGUACCUGGGAUUUGACUAAGCGCGGGAGUCUUCAGAGUGAGUGGAUACUUUGAUAUAAAUAGAUUACUUAGAAAGUUUAAUCUUCCUGAUACAUUAAGACUGCGGCAACAGCAUAGAUCAUCUUUGGUUAGUGGAAAUUUUGAGCCCUGCUUAUAUUUUUUUUUUUUUUUAAAGCGGCUUGUGGAAAUUUCAAUGCAGUCAAAAGAUAUACCAAGACAAGUAAGCACUACUUUAUCUCCGUGUUUGUCUGAUGCUUGAGAAAAAAGUGGAGCUACCGCUGCCAGGUUUUAUAAUUUCCGACGUAUAUGUCGCUAGUGCUGGCUUAGAGCAAAUAAAGCAUAGUUUUUGUACGAUCCCGCGGUCUCACUCCAUAGACCUUGUUCUACUCUAUUACAUUCACAAGAAUACAGCACUGAUAGGGACACGAGAUCUAUGCAGUUAACUGGCAGGAAGAUCAUGGCUGUGGCCACAAUAGACCGUUUCAGGUAAAUAAAAUUCACAUUCUCUCCACAGCCACCAGAUACCCAGCACAGCAGUCACCCAGGCGGUGACACAACCGUUUUAAGAAAUUGUCUAAUAUGUUCAGUCAACUGAACGUUAAAGGACCACAAAAGUGCCCGGAAAACAUACUCGUUUUCCUGGCACUAUAGUGCCCUGAGGGGGCCCCCACCCUCAGGGUCCCCCUCCCGCCGGGCUGGAUGGAGAGGAAGGGGUUAAAUCUUACCUUUUUUCCAGCGCGGGGAACUCUCCUCCUCCUUUCCCCGUCAUCGUCUGAAUGCGCAUGUGCGGCAAGAGCCGUGCGCACAUUCAGUCCAUAGGAAUGCAUUCUCAAUGCUUUCCUAUGGACGCUGGCGUCUUCUCACUGUGAAAAUCACAGUGAGAAGCCCGGAAGCACCUCUAGCGGCUGUCAAUGAGACAGCCACUAGAGGCUGGAUUAACCCUAAAGUAAACAUAACCCUAAUGUUUACAGUAAACAUACGGUAUGUUUACAGCAGAAAGGGUUAAUCCUAGGUGGACCUGACACCCAGACCACUUCAUUAAGCUGAAGUGGUCUGGGUGCCUAUAGUGGUCCUUUAAUGGAAUCUCCCAAAAAGAGAGAGCCAACCUAAACUGAAAGAAGGGAAACCUUUCCAAGGAUUGAAUACUGGGAAUUGAAAGCUGUGAACGAAAUACUACCCUGUUAAAAUAUCACGUGUUGCGAUAAGGUUACAUAUGCAAAUAGUGGAGAAAGCAGUGACUGUGAGCAGAAUGAAAACCCUGGGUGACAUGUUGUACGGUACAUAGAUCAUGUUUUUCACUUUUUGGUGAUUGUGGAAUGAGUACAGAGGACGGAUCUUCCUUGGGAGCAUCACCAGUGACCCAACUUGCGAUGCCCAUAAUUGCCAGGCCCGUCUGGAAAUCAAACAUGUCCUGUGUGUUCAGUGCAUCUAAUGAUGCAAUCAUGCUGUGCUACAUGAAGACAUUUUCAUGGUUUCACUGGACGCAGGACACCAAGGAACAAAUUCAGGACAGGAUCACAAAAUUGGAACUGUCCUGCAUUAUGCAGGACAAUUGGGAGGCUUGAUAGAUAUUUGUGCACACAAAAAGUAAGGUGGACAACACAUGAAAACUGAUGCCAAAAUAUGAACAUAUAAAUGAUGCAAUGCAUUUUUAUGUUGCACAUAAAAGGAUUCUAUAUAUUGAACACAAAACAGGAUCAAAAAGACAAGAAGUCAUACUAAUGCAGAUCUGCUAAUGAUGGAUCGUAGAUGUUUAUUUAUAGCCAGUGUGUUUCAAGACGUAGAAAGAAACUCUGCAAUUAAUUUAAAGUCCAUCGUUUUAAAAACUCAGAGGACCACAUUCAUCACAUCAUUGUGCUUCAUUUAUAAUGUGAAUUCCGAAGCUGUUUAUUGAGCAUGUGAAAUGCAGAAAAGUGCAAUAUUUAGAGUGGACACGCAGGUCCAAACAGUGAGAGCGAAACGGUUAUAGCUUACAAAAUAUUCAAUUGUAGUAGGUUCCAUAAAGCAGAGGUAAUAUCAGCGGUAAACGUAUUAAGUAAAUUCCAGUGAAGUGAACAGUUUAAGCAUCUUAUGACUUUGGGUAUAUGGAGGAUCUGUCAAUCAGCUUCAUAUAUAAUGUGAAUUUAACAAAUAACACUGAAAAAGGAAAUCACCCAACCCAUAGCUGUUGUGCAAAAGGCUGUUCCUCUUCUAUGAAACAUUUUGACACAUUCAUUAGAAGAUGUUUAUUCGUAAGCAUAUAAUAGAACAGGGGUAGGCAACCUUUUAGCAGCACUGUGACGAUAUAGGAUUGUGAUGACCCCUGGCGUGCAUGUCGUAUUUUUUUAAAUUGAGGUGUGUAUGCUGCCGUAUUCUGCUUGUGUUAUUUAUACUGCAGUUGCUUUGUAUUGUUGUAUUUGUGCGUAUAUGAGCUAUUAUAUUGUAUAUGUUCAUUAGUAGUUUAUGGUAUCGUGUAUGAUACACAUGAAUGUGGGCUGUGUAUGAGGGCUGCUUGUGGAAUUGUGUGUGUGGAUGGAUAUGUCACAUUGUGUGUUUGGUAGUGUGUGGGGUAUUGCAUGUGAGAGGCUGCAUGUGGGAUUGUGUGCAUGUAUGUGGAUUGUUAGUGGUGUUGCGUUUGUGGGGAUUGUGUGUAUGUUUAUGUGUGGGCUGUUCGUAUUAUUUGUAUGAGGGGUGGCUUAUUCAGCAGGUCUGUGUAUAUCUAGCAGUGUGGGUGGGUUCUCUGGGUUCCAGUGGGGACCAGGCUGGCCAGGUACAGGUCAAGGACAGGAGCUGCAACAGCAGCUGCAGGCUGCUCUACUACAGUGUGGACUCCCAUUCACAAGUGCUGGGAGUAAGUGAUCUGAAAUCACUUACUCUAUGUGCUGCAAUGCAUAAAUUGAGGAUUUUCCUUGACCACCUUUUUGUGUUAGCAGAUAUCUGAAGUUUCACUGAGACUCCUGAUAGGCCAGAGCCUGUUUGGCUCUAGCAGCCGUGAGUGCCGUGGAAAGACACCUCGAGUGCCGUGCAUGGCACUAGUGCCAUAGGUUGCCUACCCCUGUAAUAGAAUAUGAAAAUUGCAUUUUUAUAUAAAAAUGAUAUAUAGCAAUACAGUCUAUUGUUCAAAGUAUUGAGCAAGCCCCCUAGAGGAGGCGAUUGGAGAGGCCAAAUUUAUUCUUGCAAAGUGGAUUUUCUGAGUUCAGAGUUAAACGUUUCACUUUAUUUAUUUGAUCUAAUUUGGAUUGAUCUUUCAGUCUUAUAUUACAGAAAUGUUGCUGUUUCAGUCUAGGAUGGUGCCGGUAUCUGCAAAGGGUUGAUUUUUGUUUUUUUUUAAAUUUAAUUAUUUUUGUGAUUUCAUAUUCACUAUAUUUGUAAUGUAUUAAAAAUAUAUUUUUUAAUUUGUCUAUUUUAUUUUUUGUCGGGGGUGUGUUUGUUUUUUGUAUUUUCUGGAUUGUGUAUAUCACUAUUGUCCAUGGUUAUUGGAAAGACUGGUGUCUCGCCCGCUAUUUACUUUUCCUAUUCUGUAAACUCUGUACAUCAUGUUUCACAUUCAGUAAUAGUUUCCAUGUUUACCAAAGGAUUUCUAUAGCUAAUAGGUUUUACUAUACUGCCGGAACGGUGAAGUUGUUUGUGUGUGACCUAUCAGAACGUUUACAGGGCAAAGUUAGUUUGAUAACCCAGCUGUGCCUGUGUGUUUGUAUCAAAUGUAGAAAAAGUUAAUCCCAAACGAUGCUUCUGUAUUUGGUAUAAAUUCCUUUGGUUUGAGAUUUCUGCAGUAAGCUCCGCGCAGACCAGGAAGUGAUUCAUCCAGUCUUGAUCCCAUGAUUUUCUAUUACUGAACCUAUCCUAUAAAUGCAUAGAUUAUGAAUGGAGGAUUGUAUGAGCCUGUAUUAAAGGAAGCAUACGCAUAAACUACAAUUCCCAGAAACAUACUAUCCUGAGUGACUGCCCAACAGGCGAGUACUUCUUUGGGCAGAGGGAAACGUAGCUGCCAUCAAGGCAUAUUUGAGUGCGUUUGGAUUUUUAAAAUCUUUUUUUCUACAAACUCUUGUAGUAAUUAUGUAUGUUGUGCAGGGAGAAAGACUAUCUGAAAACAAAUAGUACUUAUGGUGCUUGGAGUGUUCAUUUAGGCCAGUAUGCACCAUAGCGCGGCACUGAUGUGACCCAGACCUGUUGGGUUCUAUAGUGGUAAUAGAACACAUUUUGGGUGUAUGUGUUUAUUAUUAUUCACACGGCCAUUCUGACACCCAUCUCUACUUUACUGAAUACAACAGUUUUCCAUAUCUAAGGCAAGACAAGGGUGAAUGUACUAAUGGCACAAAAAAUCCUGUGUUUAGAAUCAAAUCCUACCAGAAUAUUACCACAGUAGUGCAGCUAAUAGUAUACAAACCUUCAAAUAUUCUACUUCUGAAGCCAAAAAAAAGUAGGGGAACCCAAGCAAAACGUGAUGCAGUUGGUUCUAUUUCUGUUCGUAGCACAAAGAGUUAACUGGUGAACUCUUUUUAUCUGUAAGUGUAUCACUUUCAAUCUUCAUCUUUGCAUGCCAUUGUGAACUGUAUUUUAUUCCAAAGUCAGCUGCUCAUUGGUAAGAGACCACAUGAAAUCUUGGGGCAAUCAGUGGUCAAUGCAUGAAUAGUCAGGACAGAAGGAUUCAGUCGGUUGUAGGACACUCAAGUCCUCCAAGAAAACCCCAUUUAGAUAAUGAAUGACUUUGUAUUGCAUCAGUUUCACAGUCAUUUUGCGUAAUCACUACGUGGUGCUAACACCCCUCCUCAAGGUGAGGAUUCAAUGAUUGUUGUUGAGAUGAAAGUACAUACAGGUUGCCAGAUUACCAAUGGUCCAAGGGUGGAUUCCUGUGAGGCAAAGAUUAAGUAAUAUUCUAUUUAUUUAUUUUUAACAGAUGUCCCCUACCUGACUUUGGGGAGGGCUAAAACCUUUACUUGUUCCACUAUAUCUCCUUCAUGGUAUUAUGAAAAUUGCCAUUGCAAAAUGAAACCCCAUACAAAUUCUGGCUUAAUAUAACGACUCUAAAACAAACGUUUCUGGCACGUGAAAGGCACCAAAAUUAGACUUACUUGUGUUCUUAAUCUAAACUGCAACCUUAUCAUUGACUAUCGCACAGUCACUUCCUUAUCUGUAUUCAUAGUUUGUUUGAAUCCUUAUGGCUGAUGCAUUUUUAGGUCCUUUCUGUAGCUUGUUAUAAACUUACUCUCUAAACCCAUAUUCUCAGAUUUACUUUUGCUUAAAAUAUCACUUGGCAAUUCUCCAAAACUUCUGCUUUCAUUAAGUUUUCAUUAAUCAUCGAAUACAAAAAUCGUAAUCAACCAUCACAUACAUCCUAAGUGUUGCCCAUCACUGGUUAGUUUACAUACCAUCGCACAGCAACAUAUUGCUACAUAUGAAUACAGUGCUGGGGCUCAAAAAAGUGUUUAUUAUUUUAUUUUGUGUAUGGUUUAUUCCUUAAUACCCAGUGUUAAUUAUUCCCUGUACAUUUUAUUUAUUUAUUUUCCUUUAGAUGUUACCUAUAUACAGAAAAGGAUAAACAUAGCAUAAUACUGUUGGACUAAAAGAUUGUCAAUAAGUAAAUAUUGGUUUCACUCACACUUUGCAGAGCCACAUAUAGUAGGCUCUGACUUUUGUCGCUCUUUUCAAAUCCCUGAUGUAUUUGACUCCACCACACCUCCAGGUCUCUCCACUUUUGCCAGGAUACAGGAGAUAUAAAUGAUUCCAAAGGAGAUAGGGGAUAUAGGUCAAUAUAUCCCCUAUCUCCUUUGGAAUCAUUUAUAUCUCCUGUAUCCUGGCAAAAGUGGAGAGACCUGGAGGUGUGGUGGAGUCAAAUACAUCAGGGAUUUGAAAAGAGCGACAAAAGUCAGAGCCUACUAUAUGUGGCUCUGCAAAGUGUGAGUGGAACCAAUAUUUACUUAUUGACAAUCUUUUAGUCCAACAGUAUUAUGCUAUGUUUAUCCUUUUCUGUAUAUAGGUAACAUCUAAAGGACAAUCAAGUAUUUAUAAGUAUAUUAUAUACAUAUUUUUACCUGCACUCCUCUAUCUUUAUCUUUUAACAAUAUUUGUAUUUGUGUGUUUUUUAAGUGGUUUUUUAAACACUGUGGAGUUGCACUUAUAUUCCAGCUACCACCCCCACACUUGUGUGUGUUUUUUUGCACUUUAUUGUGUAGACUUGUUUGUAUUAUUUAUUUAUUUAUUUAUUUAUUGCUUUUUAUUUUUUUUAAAUCAAUUUGUGUUUGAUAUAUUUAAGUUUUUAGUACAGUAGACUAAUAACUUGUUUCUUUUUUUCCCUAAAGAAAAAUAUACAAAUAAAGUAUAAAAAAAAAAACCCACAUAAAACCAUAAGUAACCAUGGCUGACAUGACGGUAGAAGAUAUUCAGCUUCGGGCCAAUCAGGUCACAGAUGAGGUAAGUGGUAUCCUAUAGCAAUUAAUAUGUAUUGAGAAUUGCUUAAUGUUUACUGUGUAAAUGGUAAGUACCUAAAAUGUAGUAUCACCUCCUCCCAGCUAUUGCAGAAAUACAACUCCCAGCAGGAGAGUCUACCUUAUAGCAACUUCUGCAGUAUAAUGACUGUAUUUAUAAAUAUUCAGGUGCACAGAAAAUAAAGCUAGCAUUGCAUUUCUUUAUUUAUUAGUUCUAGGUAAAUUUCUCAGUAUGCCAAACUCCAGUUUAUUAAGUAGAUGUUUGCUACGUUGUGUAUUAACAUUGUGUUGAGCAAAGUGCGAUCUGCAUGUGUCACACAAUGAUUAACUUUCACAGGGAGCUUGUCUGAUAGUUUAUUUAAAUAAACGCAACGGAAUUCAUGUAGUGCAAAUAUAUACAAUGAGAUUUUGUGCGAAUGACUCUUUGGCCACCCCAAAUGCUUAUGACCAAGAUGCUCUGCUGGUCAGUGGGAUGCACACUUUUCGCAGUACUCACCUCUUGGUUUUACGAUUCAGUGCAUCUGGCCCCAUUGAUGAUUGUCCAUACCACUGCUCAGCCCAGGAGCAAAUCUAGGAUCAGAAUGCCUUCAGUAAAGUGGCCUGCCAAUCAUAAAGGAGUGCCAGUGAUUAGCUGUCACUGGAGUGACCCGUCUGUAAAACAAAAGAUUAAUUUAACUCCAGUUUCAGCUGUGCACCGUAAAGCGGCCAAUAGAUCAGCAACCAAUACUGCGCUUUGUAAAAUGUUCUGCUUUACUCCCUUUAUCCAUUACUAGCACAGCUCCCUGGAAGCAGAUUAACUGCUCUCAAUGGUUCUUGGUUAGCUGCCAUCAGACUGGUAUUUGUUUUCCCAACAAAUCUCUCUGCGUGGCAGCUUCCCAUUUCCUCAAGGAAUUCGAAUGUAUGGCUGGUAAGUUGACGUAAGUUAUUAAAUAAACUGCAUGCAUAUUAUACAUUCUCAUCUAGUAUAUAGAUACGCUAGAAGCACUCCGCCAAGAGCUGCAGGUUCUAUGUCUUGUAUCACAUGUUCCAGUGGGAGUUGUUUCCAUUAAGAACCAGUGACUGUCUUGAUGAUCAGAGCUUUAGGCCAGCUGAAUGGAAAGGAUUCUAAACCAAAAUGACAUUUUCUCUUCUUAAGGAACAGAUUGUAAUAAUAUGGAUUGUCAUUAAGGGGAAAAAAGCUAUUUACGUUUCACAUUAUUUACUUGCACCAAAUAUUAUUCUUCAUGUUUGUUUAAAGACCUGAUUCACACCAGAAAGUUCAAGUAGAAUGAGAAAACCUUGUGUUCGAUUAUGUGGAAACAUUUGGUUAAGAGGGUACUCAUAUUAAAAAAAACCAAACUGUUUUAAUAGAUUACUGUAUUUGGUUAGACUAAACUUUACAGGCAAGCCACAAGAAAAUAAAUAAAACUGUAUACUAAAAAAAACCCCAUUACCUUCUUUUCCCACCUGCACCAGUCACACACUCAUAUUGAUCUGUUUCUUUUUUUUAUAUUUCUUUAUUUUUAUUAUAUGAAAGUUUUAACAUUUGCAUGUGAGGUACCCCAAAGGCAAUCCUCCAGCGCAUUAAGACAUCCAGAUACAGAGAUAAAUGUUAAAAACACAACAGAAAUUAAACAAGCAAAAAAAAAAUUGAUAGUAUUGAUCUGUUUCUAAUAUCUCCCUCCCUGAUACCCAUGGUUAAGUUUACCUCCAUAGGAUCCAUCACAUGGUCAGACCAUGCUGACAUCACGUUGCCAAACACAAUACGAUCGUGAUCUUGGCGCCUAAAACCCGGUUCUACUACAUAACCCACAGAUACGGGACUCUAUCUCCCAAGCUAUCACUGACUUUUUUUUUUUCCUUAAACCAAGACUCACUCUCCUCCCUGGGCACACUUUGGGUGGCUCACAAAUUGGUUCUCUGGGGUACCAUGAUCAGGCUCACCUCACACAACAAAAAACAAAAGUUAGAGACUCUCCAACAUGCACUGACUAAAUUACGCUCUUUAGUAUCCAAGCUCAAACAAAACUCCACCCCAGAACUAAAUACGCAGAUUUCACAAUGUCAAUAAACUAUAAAAGAAUUAAUGGCAUCAGAUUCUGCUAAGGCACUUCAAUGGACCAGACAACACUACUACGAAAAAUCUAAUCAAGCAGAUACUUUUUUGGCUCUGAAGCUCAAGCAUAGAGCGGCUCACAAACGCAUGGACAAAAUAAAAUCCCCAGACAAACACAAGAAACACCACAACGUAUAGCAGAAGUAUUCCAAGAAUACUUCUCCUCACUGUGCAACCACAGCUCAGAGACCCGCCAAAACCCCAAUCUGAUCACGACGCAGAUUAAACGAUGCAUUAACCCGCAUUAACCUCCCAAGGAGCUAAUAAAUUGAUCACACUGCUUACAGCCGAAGAAUUGUCCAUCACGCUUAAAACCCUUAAACACAACAAGUGUCUGGGACCAGAUUGGUGGUCCAGACUUUAUUACAAAACAUAUGCCCACAUUUUUACCCCUCAUCUCUGCAAACUUUUUUUAACUGCAUACUAGAAGAAGCGUUCCAAACUGACAUGUUACAGGCAAACAUGCCUCUUACCCAAAUCUGACAAAUCUCACUUAGAACCUGGCCACUUCCGCACCAUCUCUUUGCUCAACGUGAAUAUUAAACUAUUCAUGAAACUUAUGGCGGAACGACCCAAUCCCCCAAACUUAUACACCCAGAUCAGGUACGGUUUAUACCCUCUAUACAAGCCGGCGACCACAUCAGACGGACACACCGACUACAGACUGAUCUCCACCUUGGUUCUAUCCCUUGACACUGAGAGCGCGUUCGACAGGUUACUUUGGCCCUUUCUCUUUGCCCCACAUCCCCGGAGAUUCUCACAUCUAAGAAUAUGGGUUAAAAUAGCGUUAAAAUGCAAACUAACUUCCAAUUCCUCACCACUCACACCAACCCUUCGGAACACACAAUUUGCCCCGGGCAUGCACCCCAAAGACUUUGUGCACUUUGAAGACCAUGAUCUAACCAACAACCAAUUCCCUUCGCAGAUCUCACAAGGCCCAGACCGCUUACAACUUUCGACUUUUUCGCUACAUUCAGAUUAAGAGCUUCUUCAGCUCCCCCACAAAUAAAAUAGCAAGUACAACCCCCUUAACGCCAUUUGAAAGAGCUUGUAUGCACCACCCCAUCCAAUAGGGUUAAAUCCCAACACUAUACAAUCAGCACUCUAACCUACAUGUCUGCUUGGGAGAUGGAUCUGGGACCUAUUGGGACCCCAAGGCCUGGCUAGCCAUUUGGAAAGCCACUACUACGGUUACUGUUUGCGUGAAUCACAAGGAACAGGCGUCCAAAACGCUAAUAAAGUGGUAUAUUACACCCCUACGGUUAAAACAACUGGGGAGGACAGAUUCAGACCGCUGUUGGAAGGGGUGCCGGAACAAGGUUAUUUAUAUCCACCUCUGGUGGGAAUGUGAACACAUCGCACAAAUCUGGCAUCAAGUAUCACAAAUGUCUUCCCAAGUCUUGCACUCCGAUAUCCCACUCGACCCAUAGACCUGGCUAUUGUCCAGGCCUCUCCAGAAUACCCCACAGGCCCAAAAUAAACUCAUUGCCAAUAUUGCGCUAGCCACAAGACAAGCGAUAGCUGAAAGGUGACUCUGGACAGGAACUGGCUCUGGAGAGGCUCACACCCGACUUCUUGUCGUUCCCCUCCCCAAUUAAACUCUGACUCCCCUGUGUUCAUGCACCCAUUAUGUCUUUCUGUUCUGGCUAUUUCAUUAUCCAACCCCCAUCAAACAAAACGAGUGGGACAGGUAUCCUCUGGUUACCUCACUAACACUUAUGGGCUCGCUUCACUGUACCACCUACUACACCACAUCAAUGACGCUCUCAAACCUUACCAUGCCUGCAACCAGACAGCUUAAACUUGCCUAACAUCGCGACUACCACACCCCCUGGGCUUGCAAUGAAAACAAAAAGUUGACAUCCCAUACAAUGACUCCUUCUGCUCACUCAAAUGCCUUGCCUUGCUUUUUGCAGGUUACGACCUACAGCACCUCUUUUAGAGCAGAACAUGAUAUGAAUCUCCCCCCAAAACAAGUCAGUUUAGUCGAUAUACCCCCAAUGAAAGCAAAUGCUUAUUUAUGCAUUUUUACUUAGCUGUGUAUAUUUAAAAAAAAAAAAAAACCUUGUCAAAACUGCAGAUUUCUUGUCUGAAGCCUUUGCAAGACCGCCCCUCUUUAACUCUGCACACAUCUUCAAUUGUUGUCCAAUUGUAGACUUCCCAAUGCAGCUCAAUGAGAAGUCUUUGCAAGGCAGGUGCUCUGGGCAAUUAUUUGUCUCUCAAAUCUAAUGCCACUGAGCCAAACUACCAGGAAGUAACAGGACAGAAUGUCUGGGCAGCUGGGUGUGUAACACGGUUCAUUUAUUGAAAUCUGCGCAUUUUGUAAAAUGGACACAAUUAUCACACAGAAAGCACUUCAGCUAGCAAACACAAACAAAAAAUAAACUGCAGUGUUAUGUCAAUCUGCUUAGUGUUUCCUUUUGCUGACUGGUAUGCAAGCCAUACAUUGAUUCAAUGUUACCAUCUUUUCUUUCAGUCACUCGAGAGUACACGCCGGAUGAAGAAUCUGGCAGUUGAGGUAAGAGAUACUUUUUGAUUGGGUGAUGCUCGCCUACAUACCUAUUUGCAGCUAAUUACUGUAUUUACUUAAAUCUAAAGGGCACUUUAAAAAAUAAAUAAAAAAAUAAAGUUUCCAAAAUUUUAAUGCGCAUUACAUUUGGGGCACAAUUCUAAACUUCCUGGUGAAUUAAGACUGGCGAAUUGCGUUCCGGAAAGAGGGCGGUCCUCGACUUUACGACCGUCCUAGGAAUGGAAUAAGCAGAUUCAGGAGCAAUUUAAUGAGCAAUGUGAGGUAUAAAAAGGAAUUACUAUCAUUAUUAUAAAAAAAAAAAAAUCAAAAUAAGAGCAAAUUUACCCCAAAAUGGCAGAGAAACAGCGAAGGACCUCAUGUGAAGCAAAAUUCAAACGGAAAUUUAUGUUGCGUAAAAAAAAUUUAAAAAAAAGGAAACAGACUAGCAAAAGAAGUCACCCUUACAUAGACCAAGAGAUUUUGGAAUUUGUACGGGAAAGAAGAAAGAAUGGGCUACCUGUGACUAGUGAACAAAUUAGAAAUAAAGCUAAAAAUUUGGCUAUAUAUUUCAGUAUUUCAAAGGAAAAUUUUAAAGCCAGUCAAGGAUGGGUAGGUCUCUACAGCGCCGUACAACACAAGCCAAAAGCUUCCAGCAGAUUUUGAAGAAAAGCUGCAAUCAUUUCAAAAGUAUGUAAUCGAGCUUCGUAAGAGAAACAAAUUCUUGAUGGGACAAACUGGCAACGCGAAUGAGAUGAGGUUCGAUAUGCCACGCAACUACACCAUUACAGGUAAAGGGGCAAAAUACGUUGACAUAAAAACUUCAGGAUGUGAAAAAACGGCAGCUAACUGUUAUGCUGGUAAUCUCUGCAGAUGGUUGCAAACGUCCUCCAUUUUUAUAUUUCCUGUAAAAAAACAUCAGCCAAGACCAGUGCAAACAAAAACUUCUUCCCUAAUUAUGUCAUUAUUCAAAAUCAAGAGAAAGGAUGGAUGACUGAAUAUUUAAUGCUAGACUGGCUUAAAAAUGUUUGGGCACAAUGUCCAGGUGCACUUUUGAACCCCAAAUCAAUGCUUUGUCUGGACUUAUUUUUGCAUUCAUCUGACAGAUGAAGUUGAAAAAAAAAAAAAAAUGUAAUAAAAAAAAUGAAGCCUGAACAACGGACUUGUAAUUCCUGGAGGGAUUACAUCUGUUUUACAGCCCUUGGAUGUUAGGGUUAGCAAACCCUUCAAACCGUUCAGAGGGAGUACGAGAAAUGGCUCUGUGAGCCGAACCGGGAACUGACACCAGGAGGAAAAUUAAAGCGUGCUGCUCCUCAUGAUGUUUCUCACUGGGUUUCUACUGCUAGAUGUAUCACAGCGCCUCUAAUUGGAAAUUAAUUUAAGAAAUGUGUAUAUCUAAUGCAUUGGAUGGUAGUGAAGAUGACGUAUUUUGGAGCAAGUCAGAGGAUGACUGGGAAAGCAUGAAUGAAUCGGACACUGACAUGUCGGAUUUAUUCUCAGAGGAUUCUGACGGUGGUGAGAGUAAUUAAGAAGAUAACCGUAAAUACAUAAAUGUUGAAAGUUUGUUAAUUACCAGUAUGUUUCUGAAGAACUAUUGUAAGUGUUGAAAGUUUUUUUUUUUUCUUUUUUUUUUCUUCUUUUUCUUUAUGCUUGCUUAAGAAAGAAUUGUCUUAACAUGUAACACUAAAAUUGAAAUGCCAUCAAUGUUACUAUGGAAAUGGCAAUAAACACUUUCAUUGUUGUACAAUGUUGUAUAAUAGUAUCUUAUUACAAAUGCGCCAGCAAAAAUAUUUUUCAGCUUCCAGGUUUCAAAAAUUGAGGUGUGCAGGGGGGCGGAGCCUGGCGCUGAACCGGACCGGACGCCAUCUCUUCUAGCUCCGUCGAUCUCACACACACAAUCUAGGCGAUAUCCUGGAGACUAGCCGCCAUCCGACUGUGUAAGCAUCAGCUACAGCCUGGGGACACCACACCGAAUCCCCAGAUGCCCUUCCAGUACUCCCCGAAGCAUCUAAAGGCAAGACGCAGGACCGGGGCCUACCACACACCCGCCAACCGCGACCUCGAGCUUCUCUGGGGCGGGGACCCUGCGGGAAACACAGCAGAGUGGUGGCUGACCCUUACAUCACCUGGUAACACAGCAAUGGGGCAUAGAAAUCAGAAGAGUACCCCCAGUAACGCUCCAGAACAGAGGGAUAUAGGAGCUAUGCUCCAGCGGCACACCUCUGCCAAGAUGGCGGCCGCGGAAGGCCCAACCUCACCAGAGGCUCCCCACACGGACGUACCUGCAACACUUCAGCUGCAGAACAAAACGGAGGGCUCACAGCAACAGCCCACAGCAUCAGCAGGUAACUCUGAACUUGCAACCAAACAGGACCUCCAAGCCCUGUACACUAUGCUGCAAGACAUUCAAAACCUCCUCACUGCGGAUCUGCCUAUCCUAAAAUCAUCCCUGCAUCAACUAAAAGGCAGAAUGGAGGCAAAUGAAGCAAAUAUUAAGGAGCUAAGCCAAGACACCUCCACCAUGCAGGCAUCUAUACUCCAACUACAAGCAGCCCAACAGGCCCUUACACUACAGGUGGCAGCGCAGGAGGACAGGUACCGCCGCAACCACGUAAAAAUAAGGGGCAUCCCGGCCACAGUCCCCCAAGAGGAACUGCCACACUACGUCAGAAGGCUGCUGGCUUCAGUACUGCCACCUGCUACCACUAAAAAAAUAACCACCGCUGGGCUAUAUCGAAUACCAACGUCUACCUUAACCACCGCCAAAACGCCCGGCGACGUCAUACUCCACUGCGCACUACCUCAAGACAAGGGGCAAAUAAUGGCAGCGGUAAGAAACAAGACCCCACUGCCCUUUGAAGAUUCACAACUGUCCUUUUACCAGGACUUAUCCAAGGCCACACUACAAUGGCGAAAAUCCCUGAACCCUGUCACCACCCGACUGCGGGCAGCAGGAGUGCCCUACAGGUGGGGAACACCACGAUCCCUCCUUGUCUUGUACAAGGGGUCCACGCAACGGCUAACUACGGGACUGAUAUCCCAGCAUUCCUUGCAGCUCUAGACAUGCAAGAGGCAAUGGUAGCACCAACGGACUCAAAUCGUGCUCACGGAUGGGACCCAUCCAGAGUGGUACCAUUUGUGCCAAGAACUGUAGCCGACUGCCCACCUGAUUCCUGACUGGCAGGGACAUCUCCAGCCCAGUCCAAACCUAACGGAGGGACUCACUGAUCCGGCCGCCCUAGGCUGCAAAGUUGUAGAGAUGUAAAGUUCUGCUUGUUCUUGCGGCAGAAUCACCCAUUAGAGGACACAAUUUUCAGCCUGGGCCCACUGGGCAUAGAGACACCAGGCUCACGAUACUACACCCAAACACUCACGAAGCUGCGCCAUCUAUGGCCCUAGUCCAGUUACAUCUAGCCACACAUGACCAAUCAUUGAAGCGCACACCCACACUCCCCCCUCCCGCUACCCCCUUGGUUAGGGGCAAAGCCUCUCUUGAGAGGUCAACCAUGCACAAAGGCAAUCAUCCCCCCCACCCUGGGGAGGAGGGCAAAGCUUACACCACCGACACUCGAGUGCAGAUAUCGCUUGCUCUAACUAAGAUAGACAUGUUAUUAAACCUCUUGUGAUCAUAACCCAUGCUAAUGUAACAUGUUUUUGCUAACAUCCUGUUCUGAGCGACAUUAUUUUAACAUUAUAAAAUGUGCUGAUAAGUUCAUUGUUCCAAUUGUUAAGUCUGAAAAAUAUGCUCGGGGAAUGCUAUUGGGGCACCACGAGCUUGCUUGUUAUCUACUCAAAGCACGAUAAAAAUAAAGAAUUUAAAAAAAAAAUUUAAAAAAAAUUGAGGUGUGCAUUAUAUUCGAUGGCGCAUUAGAUUUGAGUAAAUACGGUAAUCACUUAAUUUUUAUCUUAUUUAUUUUUAUAUUGGGGAAUAGGACGAUAAUGUCCCCUAUGUUCUUUAUCUAUCUGUACUGACCAACUGGUGGCAAACUAUUCUGUUUUGAGGCUGCAAAUUGUAACUAAACAAUGAAAAUCGCUUUCCUCUGGUAAACAGUGAUGCAAAAUAUGUGAUGUCAAAAAUUCAUCAUUUCUGCUUGCUUUCAUGUGGCUUUAGGUUUUUAUUUGUUUGUCUUGCCUUCUUUGUAGUCGAUACCAAGAUAGAUCCCCAGACUAAACUUGAUGCAAUAUGCAGGCAUGCCUUGCUCACUGGAGACAACCGCCAUAAAUCAAAUAAAGCAUUUUUCAUUUGCUAGUGCAUAUAAUACCCAUACCAUGUUAACAGUAUUGUACAUUAUAUGUACAACGUGGACGCAAUAGUGCAAAACCAAGAAAGAUGUUUUUCAAAUAAAAAAUACUACCCCCUUAUGUAUCGCUAACCUAAAAGUAGUUGAGAUUUAUAAUCUGAAAAUGAUUGAAAAGCGCUGUAUUAGUAAAGCACUGUAAACCACCAGAUAAUUAAUUUCUGUAAUUUUAUUUCCUAUUCAAUAUCAAAUUAUGGAUUUCCGUUUUUUUUUUAUUUUAUUUUAUUUAUUUUUGUUUCCUCAUCUAGUGUCAAGACACUGGAAUCAAAACAAUCAAUAUGCUGGACGAGCAAGGCGGUGAGUUUGAAUUAAAUAGACAUUUUAUUAGAAUGACUGACUGCAGUAGAAAAAACGGAAUGUUUCUGAAAAUUAUGGUUAAAAACUUGUUGCAUUUUAAGUAAUACAAACAAGUUUGCGUUGCAUAAAAAGGGCACGUCUCCAAACCAUCUGGUUGUGCCAGGAAUAUUCUUGACCUGUGGCACAGCGCUUAGUCCAAAAACAAGUUGUUUAAUGCCCGUGCCUAUCUUUUUUUCCACCUACUUUCUAUUUCUUUUCAUAAAUCCUUAAAACACCAUUCCAAUCGUCCAGAAACCUAUCCUACUUCCUGAGCCUGUAAGAUGAUUUAAAGAGGCACUUAAGUGCAAUAUUUAGGUUGGGUACACUUCAGUAUGCUUGGUGAGUUUAAUUUGUAAUGAAUUUUUUAUUUUUAUUUUUUCUGUUAAUGUUCUUGUGUUUCUGCUUCACCUUAACCUGUAGAGUUUCUCUUCUUGCUCCAAUAGUCUAGCUGUUCGUGAUUAAAGUAAGCAUUGUUUUUGUUUUUUUUUCACCUCAUCUCUAUAUAGAACAACUAAAUCGGGUCGAGGAAGGGUUGGACCAGAUCAACGAGGACAUGCGAGAAGCAGAGAAAAACCUAACUGAACUCAAUAAGUGUUGUGGUCUCUGUGUCUGCCCGGGAAAGAGGUGAGACACAAUACCCUUUAUAGUGCAGUUUUAUCUGCCUGUCAUCUACACAGUCACCGACAAAUAAGAUCUUCAUUAUAUGGUGUGUGUGUUUUUUAUUUAUUUUUUAUUUUUCCCUUCAGAUUAGAGGCAGUGCUUUACAACUGGGAUUUCAUCACCUGGAGGGAAAAAACAGGCAGGCAAUCUCCCAAACUUUUCAAGAACCUCCCCCAAUUAACUUUUGGCCUUAUAAAUUGCUUCCUACCCAAGACAUCCCCAGUUCUUUGCCUGCCUCCGGCAGAGGAGGGUGUCAGGUUCAGGUUUUCUCCCUAGAAGUAUGGUGAGAGGGCUCUGGAGGCUCUACUUCUUUUAAAUAAAUUUUUCAGAGAUCAGCCAGGGAUAACACACCAGACGGCUGUUUCUCCCCGGGUUGUGUUAUGUCCGUCUAUACCGAGCCAGGUGCCGGGCAGACGAUGGUGCGCAUUUGGGCACUAGCUGGGAAGUCCUGGCGGUGGAACACUCAUACAGGUUACGUUUAUUUCCACCGUGGAAUCGCAAAAUUCAGGACAUGCGUAAUGCGAUUUUAAAAUUCAGGCGCCAAUAUAUUAUUUUUUUUCUCUCCGGGGUCCAGAUAUUGGUUUCCAGGACUUAGAGAGGUUGUUUACCCAGCAGCAACUAACUUGCAAGGUGCACUCAGAAUCUGUUGCAAGUGUGUUCUCACCAACCUCCAACACACUCUGAGGAAAUUUUAAGGUAAGUCUUUUUGCUUUCUUAAAUGACUCUGGCCUGAAUAAGUUAAUUAUCUGUGCUGCAAGAUGGAUAAGCUAAAAAAGCGCAAAUGUUUUUAGCUUCUCAUCACUUAAAGAUUACUAAAAUCUUAAAACAAAUAGUGCUUUGAAAGGGUAAGCACUUAGAUUGGGCCCAAAAUAAAUUAUUCUUUGAGUAAAGGGUAUUAGCAUAUACUUUUACAUAAUUCUAUUGUGAAAAUGUAAGUUUCCUUUCUGGCUCAAAAUAGCUGUGAUAACAGUGAUUAGUUAAUAUGGGUUUCAAUAAUCACUAAUUGCUGCAACAGGGUCAGCAAUUAAAGUGACGUAUUUGGUGGAAAAUAUUCACAACAGCAAGACGCGUAUCACUAUUGGAGGAUUAUCCUCUGUAUGUUAUCCUUAGGAGGCUGAUAUUUAAAAUCUGGUUUUGGUUAAGUUAAUAUACUGUUGUAGCAGAUGGAUUCUUUAAAUGCCAGGAUCCUAGCCGCAGUGUUUAUUUUCUUAAAACAUGCAGUAGGCUUUUAGCAAUUACUGUAGACAAAGCUCUGUUGCAAUUAGCAUUCUCGCCACCUCAACUAGUUUCACCUAAUAUCCGUUUCCAAAAAGGCAGUCUGUUUUUCAGCGGGGGCAGAACUUUUCCUGUGCUUCACUCCAUGUUGGCACAUUUUAUGUUUUAUCUUAAAAUUCCAAGUCCUAUGUUGUCAGAUAGGUUUGAGCUAACUGUUGGAAUGGAAAUUUAUUUUUUUCAAAUUCUUUAUUUUAUCGUGCAUGGAUUAUACAGGUUACAUUUACGCCAGCAAUGCUACAACAGCGUAUGCCAGAGUUUCCAUAAACAUAUGAAGAUAGUUGGCAUGAAUGAACAAUGCACAUUUUUAAUUUUUGAGUAGACAGUGGUGUGAUACAAGCCCUAGCUACGAUUAUGUGAGAGGCUAUGUGGGCCUAUCUAUUGCUUAUGUCAGUAGAUGUAUAGCAGUCGUCUGGUGGAUGAAUGGUGAGUAAAUAGUUAACUGACUAGGCAUGUUAUGCAGUCUGAGUGAGCUAUACAAAUCAACCUACGCUUCCUUUAUGGCUUAACCCCUAGGACAGGGUUGUAGUUAGAUAAGUAUAAGGUGUAGUUUACAUGCUUACUGUGAGUAGUUAAUGCCCCUAGGUGCAGUAUGGUGAAAUAUUGUGUACCUGUUAGUGAAACAGAUGCUUCAAAGAUAAUCGUGAACUCCCUAACUCAAGCUUUUUUCAGAGGAGUAGAGUGUAAUUCAGGUCUAGAAUAAGAAAGGGGUGCGUACUGAUAUUUUGCUAAUGAAGCCCAACAGGAUCCCCUGCAGCCACCACCCCACAAUCCCCAUUCACCCGAUGCCUCGUUUCGUCAGAGCAAAGUCCCCGUUUGUGUUGGAGCAUGCUGCGUUUUGAGUUCCAGUUAAGAGGCAAUGCUUUUCGGUGGCCAGGAGCAAGAUUCUCCUUGACUUGUUGAGUGUGAUGCAGGGCUGAGGUUUGCCCUUUGGCGGGUUUCGCUUCCGUGCUGCUGCUGGUUUCGCUGGGCUCUGCGGUUUGCGCGUCGUCCACGUUAAAGCCUUCACCGUGGGUGCAUGUUGCCGUGCUUUGAGCUUGUGGGAGGCAACUUGUUUGUUGUGCCGCCGGGAUGAAGCCUCUCCCUCUGGUGCUGUUGCUGAUCGCGGUGGGUGACUCCGAGGUAAGCUUUUACCCUUUGGCAAACUGCCAGGGUGGGUAGUUGGGCCCCUCGACGGGGCACGUUUCCCGCCCUGCCGCCAUGUUGGGGCUCGCUGGGUAGUUGCCGCUGCGAUCUUCUGUUUCAUGACUGGGGUCGGCUUGUGCAGUGUGCAGUCACCGGGCUGGCUCCAGACAGGUUGGUAUAUCUUAUUCUCCAGCUUGCGCCAGAAAUUGUCAAAUAUCCUGUCCAGCCUGGCCAAGAUGUCAGGGUUGUCCUCCGUGUUAUUGGGGGUCCGCUCUGCACCCGCCAUUUUGGCUGUGUCGUUGCAGGUUGUGGUAGCCGCUGUGGCCCUGUCUCUAUCUCCCGCCAUGUCUGAGCAGCCUCUCAGGGGUGGACCGGGGUAACCCCCACCGGUCCAAGGGGGGAGGUAACGGGGUUCUCGUGCCAUGUUGUGUGCCUUUGAGCUGCUCCGGGCCGGUGGAUCGGCCGCUUCCCCCGUCCAGUGCGUCUCAGGCCGCAUGAUUUGGGCAGUGUAGCAGAUGAGCUCCUUGCAGAUUAUCACCACCCACAGUGGGUCUCACUAGGGUCGGGAGUUAUAUACUUCGCUUAGAUUGUUCCCACUUAGGCAGAAUAUGGGUGAUUUCUUCGGUUCAAGCUUGCCUAGGAGAGGAGCUCCUGCAAAACACGUCUCUCCUCCAUGGCAGUCAGGCCCCGCCCCCGGAAUGGAAAUUUUAAAGAAAAUGCUUCCUAAUGGAUUCCUGCAGAGUCUGCAUCAAACAGGUUUUGAAAUGCAGUUGCAGCUAUUCUGUCUGCUCUAGCCUCUGCUUCCCAAAUCCAGCUAAGGAAAGCCUCUAUCAGGGAGGGCUGUUGGUUGGAAUUGCAAUUUUAAAGAAUUACCUCUACUAUUGAUGCCUGCAGAGUCUGCAUCAAACAGGUUUUGAAAUGCAGUUUGCAGAUAUUCUUUCUGCUCUAGCCUCUGCUUCCCAAUUAAGGCUAAGGAAUGCCUGGAUCAUGGGUAUUGUCUUAUGCAGACUGUAUAUCUAUGUAAUCAGUCUCGCUUCCGCCAAUAAAGAUGGUAACCUGUAUGAACUAGUCUCGAUGGAAAAUUAUUUCUUCCUCAUGUUACUGGGCUUGAAGCAAGUUCUAGUACAGCUGCAAGCCUAUUGAUCAAGGUGUAGUUCCACCAGGUUCAAUUUGUUCCAUGCACUGCAAUAGAUAUAGUAUGACAGGGAUGGUUUACUGCCUAGGUUUGUCUGCAGUCUUCUUUUAAGAAAAAGCUUAGGGCAAUUGCCACUUCAGAUUCUCUCACUAGGCAAAAUGUUGCCAUCCAUAAAUUUGUUGAAUCUCUACAAUACUGCUUUCUCAGGGGCACCUAAUUCAUUUUUGUUUUGAAUAUUUUUAUUUUAAGCACAUUAGGAAUUUAGGCAUCCAAACUGAUUUAUAAUAAGGCAAAUGAUUGCCCACGCAGGGGCUGCAACAUUGAUCUAACACAGUAUUCCUUUGGUUGCCUGCGCAGAGGCGGAUUUGUUUUAAAUGUUUCAUUUGUAUUUGUUGUUGCAAGUACAAGCAGGUAGUCUUUCUUGUUUCAUGGAAAGCUUAUGGUUGCCUGCGCAGAGGCGUUUCAGAUAAAACGUGCAGGUACAUUAGGAACUAGGAUUUGCAACAGAUACUUGCUCUACUAAUCCACAUGACUUCGUUCAGGUUGUGGAUUUAGACUAUUUUUCCAUUUGUUUUGUUGUUUGUCAUCUAGCUGUGUGUUGCUAAGGGUAGACAGGUAAACGGAGUCGUUACCAGAGAGGCAUGGUGGUGAUGGCGUGAAGGUCUAAGGCUAGUCUUGGGGCGUGAUUUCCCAUUUCCCUUGGGGGCUUUGGGUAUUCAGCUUGUGUGUCUGUGGAUGGCGCGUUGUUUGUGUUUUGUCUAUGUGCUUGGGGCGUGAACCGUGCCCCAGGUGGUGAUUGUCGUCAUUGUUUUAGGUUGCCCGGGCGGUCGUUACGAUGCCUGAGGCCUUUUGUGGCUGCGUUUUUUAUGUUCUGUGUUGGUGGUCUAGGGAGGCAGUUGUUGUCCAACCUAUGUCUCUGAUGGCUGCGGAACCCGUGUAUGUAUGUGUAUGUGUGGCUAUGCUCCUUGUGGGCCGUGCCUUGGAUUGCUGCCCUCUGGUGCUUAUUGUCGCCUGCAAUUGCGUUUGGGUUGCGUGUGGGGGUAUAUGGCUUGAGUGGGCUGGUCGUAGGGUGCAGUGGUGUCCCCUCCUCUGUGGUAGUGUGUGGUCAUGGAGUCAGGUCUUCAUGCGGUGGUGGGGCGUGGGUCUGAGUCUCGGAUUAGGCUGGUCCGUGGGUAUUUGCCUUUUGCAUUGGGGGCUGUGGCUCUACGUGGUCCAGUCCGCAGUGUGUUUCUAGUUGCCUCCCGUCAGUGAGUGAGUGGUGUGAGGUCGGCACCCGCUAGGGGGGGUGAGGGGGGAGGUGUGUGGUUGAGGGUAACCCGCCUUCAGGUCGCCCCAGGUGCAGGCCCCUGGGUGUCCCGUGGUUGCGUAUCCUAGGUUUCAAGGUGGGUUCAGGUAUUGUAGGAAUUCAUCUGUAGCGAUGUGUCUUAUCCAGUGGAACCAUCUAGUAAUGUGCUUUUCUUUCGCCGCUGCCGUAGUAGCCUUCAGGUCCUCAAAUUUUCUUAUGUCCUCCACCUCCUCCACCCAGUGUCUGAGUGGGGGGCACGUGAUUGUUUCCAGUAUAUAGGGAUAGUCGUUUUCGCCGCAUUGAGCAGGCGUGGCACCACUGAUUUUUUUUUUAUUUAUUUUUUUUAUAUGUCGGAGUGGGCAUUGUCGUGUGGUGUAGUAGGAAGAAGGCUGGUGACAUGGGUGGGGUGUCAUCUGUCACUGUAUGGAUGACUUGACGUAUCGCUUCCCAGAACGGAUGGAUGAGGGUGCAACCCCACCAGAUGUGGAGGAAUGUUCCGUCCUCCUCUCCGCAUCGCCAGCACGUGGCCGGUAUGGAGUUGUGGUGGGGGUGAUAUACCACCUGGUGAGGAUUUUGUAUGAGUUUUCCUGAUGUCUAGCUGAGCUCGGGGUCUUUUGAACAUGCAAGAUGAUUUUGUCCCAGUCCGCGUCGUUGCGUUCUUCUUCUAGAUCCUCUUCCCAUCUUCUGAUGCAUGGGGGGGGGCCAAUAGAUAUCUGUUCGUUACUAGGAAUUUGUAUAUCAAGGAGAUUGCUCUCAGUGGGGCUUUGUCCUGUCUGCACAGGAUCUCAAACUCUGUGCAAUCUCUUGUCCGGUAGGGGCGUUGGGGGAUGGAGUGUGCGUAGUGGGACAUUUGUUCCCUCGCCAGCUUGUGAGCAAAUGUGUGUCUCUGGUCCGGGAAGAUGGCCUCUAUCGGCCUGAUUGUGAAUGGGGGUGAAAUGAUUUCCACCAUUCUGAGAGUCGUGUUGCCGGUUACUGGGCGCGUGUUAGGGCCCAUGCCGCCCGCCGGGAAGUCCGCGUUGCCUUUUAAGGGAAGUAGCGGGCCGGGGUUGGUCGUAAGAUAAUGUUUGGGGCCGGUCUGGUACCAGAUGCGUAGGGUGGCUUUCACGAAUGGGUUGGUGUGCGAUAGUUGUUUGGUGGCUUCUUUCAUGAUCCAUGGGAGGGUCGUGAGGUCGCAUUUGGUGGCGUCUGCCUCCAGGUGUACCCAGGGUUUGUCCCUGGUCUUUACUGACCAGUUGAUUAUUCUAGUGAGGUGUGUUGCUAGGUGGUAUUUCCGCAGGUCUGGGAGAGCCAGGCCCCCUUUAAGUUUGGGGAGGGUUAGCUGAGUGUGGGCGAUUCGGGGGGGCUUCCCUUUCCAAAUGAAAUUACGGAUGAUGGCUUGGGCGGUGGUGAAGAAUGACUUUGGCGCCUCUAUGGGCACCGUUUGGAAGAUAAAGAGGAACCUGGGUAGCAGGGUCAUUUUUACCGCGUUUAUACGUCCCAGCCAAGAGAUGUAUGUUGUACUCCAUGCUUUGAGUUCGGCCUGUGCUGUUCGCAGAAGCGGUAGGUAAUUGUGAGUGUAGAGGUCCGUCGUGUCUUGCGUGAGCCAUAUCCCCAGGUAUCUCAUCUUGGUCGUGCACCAUCGGUAUGGGAAGCGUUGCCGAAGUUCGAGUUGUUGCGGGUAUCGGAUUGUUAGGCCUAGAAUUUCCGAUUUGGUGUCGUUGAUGUGCAUGUUGGAUAUCCGGCCAUAGGUCUCAAAUUCCUUUUUGAUCGCCAGUAGUGAUCUGGUGGGUUCUUGCCUAAUUCAUUUUUGUACACCAGCCGUAAAGGUUAGGGUGUUUCUACAGUAUACAUGUGGAUGCUAAUCAAUCUUCGGAUAAAGAAUUCCCUUUUCAAAAAGUGUGCAGUUCUGGUGUAUGUCAAGGAACAGUUCAGGUGUAACUAUUUUGACAAGGGUUUUUGACUCUCAGAGAAUGGUAAUUCCCUGAAGAAAAAAUUUGUGGUUAUCUCUAUCCUUAUCACCUGAAAUCUCUCUUCUACUUCAGUAGACAAGAUACUAGGGAAAUAAUAUUGGUUCCCGUCUUGUAAGAACCUGCUUGGUCUCUUCAGCUUCUUUAGACAUAGCACUGUUUACAGGUCCUUCAGUGGCCAGAUACAGUUGCUAAUAAGAUUUUGCAGUAAAAUCAUAUUCUUCGGUCAUUCCUUUCUGAACCAGGCAGAAAUGAAGGUUGCCAGACGGUUCUUAAUUUUUGUUCUAGUUCUCAAAUCGAUCGUUCAGAAUUUUACGACUGAUGCUUCAGGUCUCAGCUAGGUUCUCAUAGGGUUGAAGGGAAAUUAGCUGAGGCCCGAAGGCUAUCUGGCUAGCUCUCUUUGCCUUUCAAAUAAAGACCAGGUAUUAUCUUAUCCAGAUCAGGUCAGAUAGUUCUACAUCGGUAGCAAUUAUGUACAAACAAGGUCAUCUUGUUUGAAAAAUCUUGUUCCAGGAAAUACUUGGGUUAGUUUUUCUUAGGUCUGUUCACUUAUGCAUAGAACUUUUAAUAUUCCUCUGUCUAGCUGUAGCAUUGAGUAGUCAACAUUUAAUACAAAGCAGAUUGGUUCAUACUCCCUGAUCUUCACCCAAACGAUAGGAAGAAUUUGAUUAUCCGGUUAUGGAACUGGGACUUCUAGAUCAAACAGAUAGCAUGAAGUAUUUCAUUGGACAAGCUUGGACAGACCAGUAAGCUUUGGUUUCCUUUUCUUUCUUGGGAAUUCCAGUCUAACCUAUAGUUUCCUCCUGGUUCCCUAUUCCCCAAGAUCCUUUAGGAUGGAAAAGGUGAGAAUGAUAGUCUUCCUCCCUUGGUGGCAAGUAGCUGUUUCACCGUUCAUCAAAAAUUUUCCUGAGGAAUCUUUGGGGAUCUUACCUGUAAAUAGGCAUCCUGGAAUUCCCAAGGGUACCGCUUCUCAAAUUUGUUGUAAUUCAAGCUGACGACCUGGUUUAUUUAUACCAGAUACUGAAGGAUAAUGUUUUGUCUCGGGAAAUUAUUGAUAAUUUCUUUUACUAUAAAUGGAUCUUGUUCCAAGAUUUAUUCCAAGUAUGGAAGGUGUUUUUUUUUUUAAUUUUUUUUUUAAAGAUAUUGCUUAAUAGAAAAGCAGGCAUCCGCUUCCAAGUUUUAACUUUUUUUUUUUUCUUCGGAUGGCUUUGCAGACAGGGGCGGACUGAGAGCCUUUGGGGCCCCCGGGCAAAAUUAGAUCCCAGGCCCUUUGAAGGCCAAAUAUAUGUGCAUUAAAUAAAUGUUAAAUAUAAUUCAUAAUACGGCAUUCCUUUGGAUGUGUGUAUUGUGAAGACCUGUGUAUCAAUGCAUGUUUGUAUUUGAGUCUGUGUGAAUGCACUUGUGCAUGUCUGGAUGACUACAUGUGCUUUUUUGUAUACAGUGUCUGUGUGAAUGCAUAUGUGACAGGUGACAGAGUGUGUGAGGGAGAAGGUGACAGGUGGAAGAGUGUGGGAGGUUGUGACAGGUGGCAGAGUGAGGGGGUACCUGGUGGCAGAGUGAGGGAGGGAGGGGUUGAGUGGUGGCAGAGUGAGGGGGAGACACAGUGAGUGGGGGUGACUGGUGACAGAGUGAGGGAGUGGGUGACUAGUGAGGGAGUGGGUGACUAGUGACAGAGUGAGGGAAUGGGUGACUAGUGGCAGAGUGAGGGAGGGAAGAGAUGACUAGUGGCAAAGUGAGGGAGGGAAGGUGACUAGUGACAGAGUGAGGGGAUGACUGGUGACAGAGUGAGGGGGGUGACUGUCACUAGUCACCCCAUCCCUCUCUCUGUCACUAGUCACUCCCUCCCUAACUCUGUCACUGUGUCACCCGCUCCCUCACUCUGUCACUGUGUCACCCCAUCCCUCUCUCUGUCACUAGUCACCCCAUCCCUCUCUCUGUCACUAGUCACCCAUCCCUCUAACUCUGUCACUGUGAAGGAAGGAAGGGGUGACUGGUGACAGAGUGAGGGAAGGGAUGACUAGUGGCAGAGUGAGGGAAGGAAGGGAUGACUGGUGACAGAGUGAGAGAGGGGGUGACUAGUGACAGAGUGAGAGAGGGGGUGACUAGUGACAGAGUGAGAGGAGAGGGGGUGACUAGUGACAGAGUGAGAGGAGAGGGGGUGACUAGUGACAGAGUGAGAGGAGAGGGGGUGACUGUCACUAGUCACCCCAUCCCUCUCUCUGUCACUAGUCACUCCCUCCCUAACUCUGUCACUAGUCACUCCCUCCCUAACUCUGUCACUAAGGACAGAGGGGGUGAUUAGUGACAGAGUGAGGGAGCGGGUGACACGGUGACAGUUAGGAGGGAGUGACUAGUGACCGAGAGAGGGAUGGGGUGACUAGUGACAGUCACUCCCUCCCUCCCUCACUCUGUCACUAGUCACUCCCUCUCUCACUCUGUCACUAGAGUGAGGGGGUGACUAGUGACAGAGUGAGGGAAGGAAGGGGUGACAGAGUGAGGGAGGUGGUGACUGUCACUAGUCACCACCUCCCUCACUCGUCACCACCUCCCUCUGUCACUACUCCCUCCCUCCCUCCCUCUGUCACUACUCCCUCCCUCCCUCUGUCACUACUCCCUCCCUCCCUCUGUCACUACUCCCUCCCUCCCUCUGUCACUACUCCCUCCCUCCCUCUGUCACUACUCCCUCCCUCCUUCUGUCACUACUCCCUCCCUCACUGUCACCAGUCACCCCCUCCCUCACUCUGUCACCAGUCACCCCCUCCCUCACUCUGUCACCAGUCACCCCCUCCCUCACUCUGUCACCAGUCAUCCCCUCCCUCACUCUGUCACCAGUCAUCCCCUCCCUCACUCUGUCACCAGUCAUCCCCUCCCUCACUCUGUCACCUGUCACACCCUCACUCUAGUGACAGAGUGAGGGAGGGGGUGACUAGUGACAUAGUGAGAGAGAGGGUGACUAGUGACACAGUGAGAGAGAGGGUGACUAGUGACACAGUGACAGAGUGAAGGAGGUGGUGACUGUCACUAGUCACCCCCUUCCCUCCCUCACUCUGUCACUAGUCACCCCUCCCUCACUCUGUCACUAGUCACACCUUUCCUCACUAGUCACACCCUCCCUCUCUCUGUCACUAGUCACCCCCUCCCUCACUCUGUCACUAGAGUGAGGGGGUGACUAGUGACAGAGUGAGGGGGUGACAGAGGGAAGGAAGGGGUGACUGGUGACAGAGUGAGGGAGGGAGUGGGUGACCAGUGACAGAAUGAGGGAGGUGGUGACUGUCACUAGUCACCACCUCCCUCACUCUGUCCCUAGUCACCCCUCCCUCUGCCACUAGUCACCCUCUCCCUCACUCUGUCACUAGAGUGAGUGGGUGACUAGUGACAGAGGGAGGGGAUGACCAGUGACAAAGGGAGGGGGUGACUAGUGACAGAGUGAGGGAGGGGGUGACUAGUGACAAAGUGAGGGAGGGAAGGGGUGACAGAGUGAGUGAGGGAAGGGGUGAAAGUGAGUGAGGUAAGGGGCAACUAGUGACACAGUGGGGGGGUGACUAUUGACAGUGAGGGGAGUGACUAUUGACAGUGGGGAGGUGACUAGUGACACAGUGAGGAGGGGUGACUAGUGACACAGUGAGGAGGGGUGACUAGUGACAGUGGGGGGGUGACUAGUGACCAUGAGGUGAGACUAUGAGGGGAGGGUAGAGACUAGUGACAAUGAGGGGGUGAGACUAGUGACAGUGAGGUGAGACUAGUGACAGUGAGGUAAGAGACUAAGUGACAGUGAGGGGGGUGAGACUAGUGACAGUGAGGAGGCGACUGGUGACAGUGAGGGGGUGACUGGUGACAGUGAGGGUGACUGGUGACAGUGAGGGGUGACUGGGCGAGUGAGGGAGGUGACUGGUGACAGUGAGGGUGACUGGUGACAGUGGUGGCUGGUGACAGUGAGGGGGGAGGUGACUGUAGUGACAGUGAGGGGGGUGACUGAGGUGACAGUGAGGGGGUGACGCUGGUGACAGUGAGGGGUGACUGGUGACAGUGAGGGGUGACUGUGGUGACACAGUGAGGGGGUGACAUUUGACACAGUGAGGUGACUGGUGACACAGUGGGGGUGGGUGACUGGUGACACAGGGGGUGACUGGUGACACAGGGGGGGGUGACUGGUGACAGUGAGGGGGGGGAGGGGGUGAUUGGUGCCUACCUGCAUCUCUGCUUCCUCUCCCAGGCUGCAGCUCCUUCCCCUCCUGGCUCUGUGUGAAAGGAGUAAACAGGAAGUGAGGUCACUUCCUGGCCCGCCUCUCCCAUCACACAGAGCCGCAUGGGAGAAGAAGCCGGAGACCUGGCAGAGAGGAGGUGAAGCUGCCAGGUCUCAUGGGGGGGGAGGUGUGACUAGCAGAGCGGUAGGUUGUGGGGGCCCCGCGCUGCAUCAGGGGCCCCACAACCUAUCGAUUAAAUAGUUUUAUUAUUUUUUGCCGUUCCAGUUGGAGAGAUCUCUGAUCUCUCCAGCUGGAACAAGGCUGUGCUGCCGGGCCCCUGAUUGCCUCGGGCCCUCGGUCCAUGACUGAUAUGCCUGAGUGGUCAGUCCGCCCCUGUUUGCAGAUGGUUUAAAACCAGAGAUCCUCAAGGUCAAAUUUCGGUUAUCAGUUGAUUUUCAGAGGUUUGUCUCCAAAUCACCAGUAUCUGCUAGGCUCUCUCGUGGUUAGUUCCUAUCUGCAGUGGAUCUUCUUUUGGGGUUUUUUACUGUGCUGAUUUGAGUCUUCACUCUAGGUCUUUGGGGGUAAUCGCCCAAACUUUUUUGGGGAAGAACUUCAAGUUCUUCAAGUUUCCUUUUUCAGCAGGAGAAAGUGGAGUUAAGUUGGAUUCUUUAAUUCUUCUCAAUCUUUCAUCUAACAUUAUUUUUCUAACUUUUCCCAACAACGUUCUAGGGUCUUGGAAUUCUAAUUCCACUGCCUGGGCAUUUAGUUCUCGUCUACGUUACCUUAAAGGUCUGCAUUCGUUUGGGUUUUUUCUUAUCUAACACCUAUCUCCAUUAAAGCUCCUUCGAUCACAGUAAAGUUCAGAUCGGUUGCCUGAGGGCUUCUGCUAUAUAUUCUCUCUUCACUCAAUUUGGUCUGUUGAUCUUGGAAGAAACAACUUUGGUCGCAGGUCGCAGUGAGAAUUGAGUCUCGCCCUAAGGGAUUGCUUUUGGAUAUCCCAGUUGUAAAGCACGGUCUCUAAUCUCAAGGGAAAAGCAAAAAUUUUUACUUACCGUAAAUUUUUUCCCAGAAGAUUAGAGGCAGUGCUCACUUCCCCCUUACCCCCCCAAAUUUGUUCAUAGUCUGAGUGGUACGGUUAUUCGGCUUUUGUAAUUUCUGGGGAUGUCUUGGGUAGGAAGCAAUUUAUAAGGCCAACGGUUAAUUGGGGGAGGUUCUUGAAAAGUUUGGGAGAUUGCCUGCCUGUUUUUUCCCUCCAGGUGAUGAAAUCCCCGUUGUAAAACACUGUGUCUAAUCUUCUGGAAAAAUAAAUUUACGGUAAGUAAAAAAAUUUUAGUUUUUUUCCUCUCUCCAAAUACUAAAAUGGGCUGUAAAAGCCCUUACCGGUAGACUAAUAGAAUAAAGUAACACUAUAUAUUCUGCUUCUUUCGCUGAACUGAUCUAUGUCAGUAGUUCAAAUGGCAAGGUAACAAUUCAGACAUGUCCUUGCUGUUCCUGAAAUUAUGGCGUGUCUAUUUGUAAGCUUAAUUCAAAAUUGAGAGUUCACCCAUAUUUUGUUUCGUUUCUUCUCUCUGCUGGCUUGCAUGGAGACCUCCCUGGAAGCAGAGAUAUGGCUGGCACAGGUUGGUAUUCGGAUGGUCUAGCAUGGGCGCAGGCUGCCCUGUAAAGUUUGUGUUUUUUGCUGUAGCUCCCAUUCCAAGCAUGGAUAUACCACCUUCUUAUUAGUGCUUUGAGUGUGUCUCUGUAACCACAUUGCAUUUUUUAAUCUUAAUGUGCACCUGGACAUUUUUAUUUUUGGGCAUUUGACCGCUAUUUAUAUCUUCUUACAUUUGCAUUUUAUUUAUAUUUUUACUUUUUAAACAGUUAUCGCCAGAUGCACAUUUUGAGGUCUAAAGAUGCACACUACUUUCCUUUAAUUUGUCUAAUUUACUGAUGGGUAAAAGAUAGACCCUUCACUAUUCGAUAUCUAAACCUUCUCUAAGGUAAAUGACCAACCUAAAACUGAAAAUAAACAAAAAUAUUUUAUGAAGGGGUUGUGGUUGAUACCACAAAAAGAAAGCACAUAUAGAAGGAUGUGGACAUUGUCUGGGUGGUCUAGGACCUGCCAUAAAUGUAUAGGAAUGUCUGCUACCGUUGGUUCAGAGAGCUUUUCAGCCUCACUAACUACAGAUCUCACAUCGUGCUGAAUUACUUACUAGCAAUAUUAAUAAUGGAUUACUACAGAACACUAAUUGUGUUUUGAAAACGACUGGACUGUUGUUCAAUUUCUGCUGCAUAAUGCAAUCAAAACAUUAGACCAGUGCGGUUAUUAAAUUCAGAGCUAAAGUCUACACUUCAAGAAUUCGGUAUUCAAAUAUAUUUCCAUGAGAUGUGGGCUUCUAUCUUCCUAUUUACAGUAAUGUUUUAACUUCUACGUGACUUUUGCAGGCCAAAGAAUUUUGAGACUGGCGAAGUCUACAAAAAGACUUGGGGUGGCAAAGAUGGAGCCUCCGACGAGGUUAUUUCAAAGCAACCAUAUCAAACGAAUUUACAGCAAACCCGCCCAGGACAGAACGGUGGCUACAUUAAGAAGUAUGUCUCCUUUUAUUGGGUUUUAACUGAUACUGUAACAUUAAUCUUCUUCAGAUUUGGUAAUACAAAGUACCAUCAUGGAACAGACCUGGUGCUGUGUAUUUUGGUUAGAUCCUUAUUUUUAAAAGGAUCUAAAAAUCUUAGGGGGAAUAUAAAUAAGUUUACCUUCGAACCGUUGUGUCUUUGUUAAUGGACCGUAUUUAAUUUAGAAAGACCUAUAGAUUACAGGAAGACCUAUGGAUUGUAUAAAAUGGGAAAAGGGAAGAACGUUUAAAUGUCUCUUAUUUAUGAAUUGCCUACAAAGUGACUCGUCUUGCAUUUUAAAGGAAUUGUUUUUUGUGUCGGCAACAGGAAACCAGUAGUUAGAAUUGGCACAUCACAUUUAUCUCUUUACUUGGUCUGCCAGGAUCACAAAUGAUGCUCGUGAAGAUGAAAUGGAAGAAAAUUUGCAUGAGGUGGGCGGCAUACUGGGACAGCUUAAGAACAUGGCUCUAGACAUGGGCAAUGAGCUUGACUCGCAGAACAAACAAAUUGGUAGAAUCAAUGACAAGGUAAGUACUGACAAUAGCAAGAUAUGUGUCUGGAGAAAUGAUGGUUGACCUACUCUUCCCAAGUUUAAAGGGACACUGUAGGCACUAUGACUAUAUCAUAUCACUGAAGUGGUUAUAGUGCCUUAAGUCCCUGGCCCUUACUUGGGUUAUUACUAAGGCAGAGAUUUCAGACUUUGUUCUAGCCAUGCUGAUUCAUACCAGCAGUGGGUGCUGUGAUAGGCUAAAAAAGCAGUCACUGACACUCUGCCAAUCACAGCCACCCGUUGCCACUCAGGCUAAUGCUUUCUCACUAGCUUAAGCAACAUAAAGGGGAUGGGUUGCUGGGAGUCUCAUGGAGGAUUGCAAACCUUUUAAUGCUGAAUGGAAAGAUGGUGCCAGGGAUCUCCAGACACUAGAACAACUUCAAUGAAAUAAUGCAGUGACAGCGCCCAUUUAAUCAUUCUUGUAUAAAGGUUCAAUUCCAGUAAUCAAGCAAAGCAUGAAGAAUAAUCCUCUAAAAAACAACUUUAGUGUUCUCUAACUGCAAAUAUUAGAAUUGUUUCAGUGUAAAAUAAUGCUAUACCAUGCUUGCCCAUAUUCAAAACACUAAACUUGUACAAAAUUAGCCUGUGAUCUUUAUCUCAGUAUUUUUAAAGCCACCGCAAGUUGUGCUGCACUGUACAGUGGGAGGAUUAUGGGGAAUCCGCUGACAGUAGCCCAGUCCUAGAGUCGUAAUGAAAGAGGUGUCGUAGAAUGUCACAACAAAAAAUACAUAUAAGCUGUAUGUCCAACUGAUAAUAAACAAAGAUUGGCACAAUCUGAUUGCUUACUGUCGGAUUAUGCCACUCCUCACACCAAAUCUGCAGCGGCCUCUAGUGGAUAUGGUACCAAAACGGACCCUUUAGUAUGGUUUAUAGAAGGGUGGGAUACAACAAACACUGUUCACAAGCGGGGUGCAAUAGUAUCCUAAAAGUCCAUGACGGUCUCUGAGUUGAGCAGGGUUCACAUUCCAAGUGACCUCUACCACUGACUUUGACUUCACCUGUAAUGUUGUUUCCACACUUGUUUGUGGCUUUCUUAGUUAAAUAUUGGCAUACAUUUUCAUGCCCUGUGUUCUUUUUAGGCGGAGGUAAACAAAGCUCGCAUCGAUCAAGCAAACACCACAGCGAAGAAGCUCAUUGAGUGAAGACUUCAGCUCCUUUUAGCCUUUUUAAACUGUAUGGCAAAAAUGCUUUUCUGUAAUUGUCUGGGGUCUUUAGGGAGGUAAAUUCUCCUUCCCAUCUUAACCGUGGAAGGUGUGUCUCCAUUUUCCUAAAUACAUGAAUACAAAGCAUUAUUGGUCUGAGGUAUGUCUACACGUAGCAUGCUGUACGUGCUCUGCUGCAACUCGUUUACCCAGGGGAGUGUAAUUGUACAAGGUCAACUCUUCCAACAUCCACUGUAUUUAUUUUAAUUUCUCUGUUCUUUAAAGCAAAUCUACAACAUAUAAAGGUGAACUUGACAUGGAGAAUUUUAGCACACAUCGGGAGUUUUUUUCCUAUAGUAGGUGCUUUGAUAUGCAGGUUGUAUCUUUGCGUUAAAUAUACAUUUGUGAUCACUUUAUUUUAUGUAUCCUCUGAAAUCUGUGAACUUGUCGUCUUUGAGAAGUGCCUUUUACCAAAGAAUGUCAGACUUAAUCAUGCUGUGUUUUACAGUGUGUAUACUCUUGAGAGAGCCUUUAUUCCAGAUUUUACUUUCCAUUGCUUGCAGUUUAACAUUGUUAAGCGUUUUGACGUCUUAUAAUGCCAUAACUAAAUGUUAGAAAUUGGUUUCGGAUCAUCAUAACUUUUUAUUGCCUGUCUGAGCCUUUGAAAUCUCUGCCCUUUUGCCUAAUGAUUUGUAAGUUCUAAAAAAGGUUUUAAAGGCCAGCGUUGCUUCUCGCAUUGUGACAGUCCAUCCCUGAACACGUCUGGGCUGGGUUUAAAAGGGAUUCUCCACUAAAACCAAAACUCUUUGAAACUGGAAGGAACGUCAUAGGCAGCUUGUAGCUACAAGACUAAGAACGUGAGUUGAGACAUAAACAAUGUCCCUGUCUCUAGUAACUUUAUCAGGGUUUAUUUGCUAAAUUGAGAAUUCAAAGUUAAUUUUACACGUAAGGUCAAAGUAGCGGAACCGGAAAAACUCUCCAAGUCCAGUAUGCUUUCUGUUGGGCUACUCCAGCUUUAUACUUGAAAUCCACUUUGAAUUCUUACUUUAGUAAAUAAUCCUGUAUAUUAAACAUGCAUUGUCACAGUUAUUUUUUUUUACUAAUUAUGCAUAUGCACAUAUAGUCAUUCUGCUUGGCACCAAUUUAAAAUAACUUGUAUAAAAUAUUUUAUUUUAACUCUGAACACCACCUUCAAUUUGCAAUAUAUUGUCUACUAGUGGUAUUACUUUUUAUACAUCACUGUAACGUCUGAAUAAAGUUCACCAUGUGACUAUAUUGGCAGUUGUUCUGUCCCAAACGUCACAAUUCAACAUAGUUGAGACUCGGAAUGAAUUGUGACCUGAGUUCUGAAUGUUUGAUCUCAUGUACAACCUUGUACCAAUGAGCCCCAAGCAGAAUCAGCACGGGGGUAGGAGUUUCACAGUAAAGUGUAAAAAAAAUCAAACAAUCUCGCAUUUUAGGCUGAAAAUCCAGCUGAUUUUGUACAAUUCUAUCCAAAAUUUGAAAUUCUUGACCGUUCACAACAGGAACACUACCCAGAAAGCAGAAUUAUGUUUGUUUUUUAUCUUAAUGAUAUGAUGUAAAUGUACCAAGUAAUACGGUUUAUUUUACUUUUUGCUAAAACUUCAACUUACCUGAGCACACUAGGAGAGGAGACUGAUUAUAAAACCUAUUUGGCAAUAUGCAUUAUUGAAGUUGCAGUAAAAGAUAGUCAUUACCCAGUAUUCAAGACUAGGCCCCAUCUCGGGAUGUUCAAACAUUAACAGGGUUAUUCGCUAAAGCUAGAAUUCAAAGUGAAUUUCACAUUUACAGGGACACUAGAGUCACUAAAACAUAAACUUAAUGAAGCAGUUGUGGUGUAUAGAUCAUGCCGUGCAGCCUCAUUGCCCAAUUCUGACAUUUAGGAGUUAAAUCACUUUGUUUAUACAGCCCUAGCCACACCCUCCUAUAAGUGCCUUCCUAAACACUUCCUGUAAAGAGUCAUCUAAUGUUUACACUUCCAUAAUUGCAAAAUAUUUCAUGUAGAUAGAAUGUCUUAUCUCUUGCUUAGUUAAUAGCUUGCUAGACCCUGCAAGUGCCUACUUUUAUGUGAUGAAAGUUCAGUUUUUAAGAGCAGGAGAUACAAACUUUCUAAGUUACAUCUGAUUGACAUCUGAACCAUUUUGUUUUCAUGUAGGCUGUCAGUCACAGCCGGGGAGGGGUGGCUAGGGCUGCAUGAACAGAAACACAGUGAUUUAACUCCUAAACAGCUGAUAAUUGAGCAGUGAAACUUAAGAGGCAUGAGCUAUACACUCCAUGUAGACAGCUCAUUAACCCCUUAAGGACCAAACUUCUGGAAUAAAAGGGAAUCAUGACAUGUCACACAUGUCAUGUGUCCUUAAGGGGUUAAAGGACCACUUUAGUGCCAGGAAAACACUUGUUUUCCUGGCACUAUAGUGCCCUGAGUGUGCCCCCACCCUCAGGGUCCCCCUCCCGCCAGGCACCGGGAUGAGGAAGGGGUUAAACUUACCUCUUUCUCCAGCGCCGGUCGGGGAGCUCUCCUCCUCUUCGGCUGAAUGCAUAUAGGUUAACAGAUUUAAAGUUCUUACCAACACAUACAUCCAUUAUUUAUCUUUUUUUUUUACAAGGAUAGACAGAAUUCCUUCCAAGACGCAGCGAUGCUUACUACCUCCAUCCAGCGUUUCAUUUUCUCAUUUGUUGCUGGAUUUAAGAGAGAUUUAUUGCUAUUUCACACAUGGUGGUUACAAAAAACAUUUAAUUUCUUUAGUAAUUCUUUGCAAAGUCUUCUCAGUUCCUCAAAAAAAGAAAGGAAAAUUAAAAUAAAGAGGGUUAGUUUGGUGUGAUGAUUUGCAUGUGUGGACAUUGUCAAAGCAGUUUAGAAACCGACUGAAAAUCUUCGUGUCCAGCACAAAAUGUUUCAUUGUAGUCCGCUUUGUUACAAUUGCUGCUGACGUGACCCAGUCUGAAUGAUAGUUUAGUGACAAUGUGAAUGCCGAUUUGUACAAUAGGAUAUCUUUGAACUAUGAUUGUAACCUCACUUUAAUUAUAUAUCCUAUGACUUAAAUAUGCUCAAACUGUAUUUUCUAUGAAACAUUAUCUCCUAUAUUGGCUGCUCUCUCUUCUCUUGCAUCAAAGGAUCAAGGGAGUUUAGUUAUACAACAUCUGGGGAUCUAACUUUUUUGCCACCCCUGCUGUAAAAAAAAAAAAUGUUCUGGAGAAAACCGACGAUGUACUCUAAUGCACAGCCUGGGAGCUGCUGGCUGUGUACGAAUGUUCUAACAGCUCUGUAUGUAGCAUGGAUGGUGAGUAGGUUGUACUGUCCUCUGGGUACUGCAAUAAAAAAAAUACACUUUUUUUUUUCUUAAUCAAAACUUUACUAGCAGUAGUUUGCCUUGAGCUUUCACUAUUAGUUUACUUAGGAUUUCCUUUUUACACACUAUCACCUUACUAGCUUUUCAGACUUCAAGAAGUUUUUAACAUAACAUGAAGGAGUGCAGGGAUUACCUCUGCCAAUGCAAUUCUUACUGUGCAGAUGUUGAGCAAUAAAGAGAUCUAUUGCCACCCAUCCAGUUUUAUUCCAGGAGACUGUUUUGUUAGCAGUGAACCUUUUAUAGGAGGAGAUGUGAUGGAUUACUAUAAAAGACUGGCCUUUCUAGAAGCACACUGAUGCCAUUGUGUCUUUAUACUUGCCAUGCACAGUGGUGUUAAGUGUUUCUUAAACAACUAAAACUGCCAUUUGCAUUUAAUGCAUUCUACGUCCAUAAGGUGUAGCCAGUGUAUUGGAAAGUGUUUUAUUAUUUUUGUUUUUUGGCUGCAGAUGUUAUAUAUACUUAAUUUUUUUUUUUUAAACUGAUGUCACUCGUAUUGUGUAAAAGCUGAAGGGUUGCAGUUAACACGUCCACAUCAAGGAUUUAUCCUACGGGGAGGAAUGGCACAGGGUAAUAAGAGUAAAGCGAGAACUGCUUGUCUCCUUUACUGUCGUACAACCUAGAACAGAAGUUGUAUGUUAUGGAAUUGCUUAGUGCAAGUAAGUGAUUUAUAGGCACCUGGACAUUGGGGCGAGAUCUAUAUUCCUUCUGUAUAGGGAGUCUAUUUGGAUUUAUCCAGCUGAACACAAUUUGUAAGACUCCUUGAGAGACUAAGUGCAUAAAAGUCCAUUAUAGAUAUUACUUUAAUUUGCACUAAGCAAUUGUCUGAUGGGUUAUUAUUUGUCUCUUUUCAAUGUGUUUUAAUAAAAUGGCUAAAAGUCCAAAUGUGUACUUGCUUUUAUUUAUAUUUUUCAAGUGCAGGGAAUAAAGGUAAAAUAUUAGGGCAGACAAAUAGCUUUUUUGUUUUUUUUUAUUUCAAAUAUGUAAAC
This is a messenger RNA of Pelobates cultripes (western spadefoot toad), 43986 nucleotides long. The record is from the annotation of a GenBank genome assembly. NCBI's taxonomy places the organism in Eukaryota, Metazoa, Chordata, Amphibia, Anura, Pelobatidae.